GGGUUCCCGGGAGGGUUAUGGAGAUGACCGGAUGUGACGUCUGUAAGUUCCGGUUGGCCACAAACCAGCGGCUGCUGUGAGAGUCGGUCGGCGGCCGCUUUCAGGAUCCGGAGAUCCGGAGGAUCCGGGAUCAGAGAGGCUCCUCAAGAGUUACUGAUCAAUGAAAUGGCAGAGAAUGGAAAAAAUUGUGACCAGAGACGUGUAGCAAUGAAUAAAGAACAAUAUAAUGGAAACUUCACAGACCCCUCUUCAAUGAAUGAAAAGAAGAGGAGGGAGCGAGAAGAAAGACAGAAUAUUGUCCUGUGGAGACAGCCACUAACUACCUUGCAGUAUUUUUCUCUGGAAAUCCUAAUAAUCUUGAAGGAAUGGACCUCAAAAUUAUGGCAUCGUCAAAGCAUUGUGGUGUCUUUUUUGCUGCUGCUUGCUGUGCUUAUUACUACGUAUUAUGUUGAAGGAGCUCAUCAACAGUAUGUGCAACGUAUAGAGAAACAGUUUCUUUUAUAUGCCUACUGGAUAGGCUUAGGAAUUUUGUCUUCUGUUGGCCUUGGGACAGGGCUGCACACCUUUCUGCUUUAUCUGGGUCCACAUAUAGCUUCAGUUACAUUAGCUGCUUAUGAAUGUAAUUCAGUGAAUUUCCCUGAACCUCCCUAUCCUGAUCAGAUUAUUUGUCCAGAUGAAGAAGGUACUGAAGGAGCCAUUUCUUUAUGGAGCAUCAUCUCAAAAGUUAGGAUUGAGGCCUGCAUGUGGGGUAUCGGAACAGCGAUAGGAGAACUCCCUCCGUAUUUUAUGGCCAGAGCAGCUCGCCUCUCAGGUGCUGAGCCAGAUGAUGAAGACUAUCAAGAAUUUGAAGAGAUGCUGGAAAAUGCUGAGACUGCACAAGACUUUGCCACCCGGGCUAAAUUGGCAGUACAAAACUUAGUACAGAAGGUUGGAUUUUUUGGAAUUUUGGCCUGUGCUUCAAUUCCAAAUCCUCUCUUUGAUCUGGCUGGAAUAACAUGUGGACACUUUCUCGUACCUUUUUGGACAUUCUUUGGUGCAACUCUGAUUGGAAAAGCAAUAAUUAAAAUGCAUAUUCAGAAAAUCUUCGUUAUAAUAACAUUCAGCAAGCACAUAGUGGAACAGAUGGUGACUUUCAUUGGUGCUGUCCCUGGCAUAGGUCCAUCUCUGCAGAAACCAUUCCAGGAAUACCUGGAAGCCCAGCGACAGAAGCUUCAUCACAAAAAUGAAAUGGGCACGCCACAGGGAGAAAAUUGGUUAUCCUGGAUGUUUGAAAAGUUGGUGGUUGUGAUGGUGUGUUACUUCAUCCUGUCCAUCAUUAACUCCAUGGCACAAAGUUAUGCCAAACGAAUCCAGCAACGGUUAAACUCCGAGGAGAAAACUAAAUAAGCAAGAAAAGGUUUUAACAACAGAACUUAAAAUGGAUGGGUUCUGCCUUAAAUUGGGAGGACUCCAAACCAGGAAAAGAAAUUCCCUUUACCAGGCUGUAUCAAUCUUUUUAAAUUGUUUUUUUUUCCUGAAGGCAGGUUAGUCCCCAUUUUGCACUCACAUAACUUAUUCUUUGUGUGCUAAGGUAAACUAUCCACCCUGAAUUCAAUCUAAGUUGUAUAUUAUUUGGGUGGAAUAUGAUGUCCAGCAGUAAACAUAACAAAAACUGGCCUUUUAUUUGCUAUUUUCAAAAGGCCCACAUGGUACAAUGAAAGAAUUUCAGACACACACAAAAGGGGGGGAAAAGUAGUUUCUAAGGAUGUCAAGCUUUUCAGGCUUGUCACAAAUGACUGCUUUGUUUUUCUAAGUCAUCAAAAUGUAUAUAAACUAUACUAGAUUGGGUAACAGUCUUGCAUGUCUAUCAUGGUAAAAUUUAAUAUGCUAUCCUGCCAACCCUCUCUCCCCCCUGCAAAAAAAAGGGGGCCAUUUUAUGAUGCAUUGCACACGCUCUUGGGAAAUUGAUCUUUAAAUUUUGAGACAGUAUAAGGAAAAUCUGGUUGGUGUCUCAUGAAUGAGCUUACACCAUUUUUUUAUUCUGUAUAUUUAGAAUGAAGUCAUAAAAAAACUUUAUAAAGAUAUCUUUGAUCAUUCCAAAAUUGUGUCCGUUUUCUUGAGGUUUUAAUUUUUAUUUCCUUUUAGCUUCUACUAACUGAAUGGCAGGCUUGCCAAAUCCACCUAUAGUUACAGUUGCUUAAGUCUUCAUUUAUUUGCAUGAGAGAGACACUGCCAAGGUUUUGUUUUUUAAGUGAUAGAAUUGGGCAGGCUUCACACAAUCAAAUAACACCUCAAGUAUUGGUACAGCAAGGGAAUUUCUUGGUUUGUAAAAACAAGAGAUGACAGUAUGCAAAUCAAAGGACACUAAAAAGAAAUACAUAUUUUUUCUUAAACCAUACUCUCUCACAUCUCUUUACUUUAGCUCAACAUUUACUGUGGUUUUAAAAACAGAAAAUUUUACUUUUAUAUGUAACUUUUUUUUUUUUUUUUUUUUUUGCUUUAUUAAGUGUUUUGUUCUUAUGUGAUUCCCCCACCCCCCGGGAUCUUGAUGGUUGAACUUGGUCAUUUGUUUUGCUUAAAAGGAAAAUAAACAGUUUCAUUUUUUUUCCUUUAGGAAAAUUGGUACUGGCAUUAUGUUAAGAAGUAGAAUUGGGUUUAGAUCUCAGUAGGCCAGAAAUGCCUAGUUACUUGAUCAAAUCCUGCCUGAGUCUUACUUGCCUUCCGUCGUGACAUCUCCAUGACUGUACCACCUUGUCGGGUAGCUUAUCAGACUGAUGUUGACUGUUGAAUCUCAUGGCAACAGCAGUCGAUGGGCUGUCUGACAUUUUGGUAUCUUUCAUCUGACCAUCCAUACCAAGUGUUCCCAUUCAAACAUGAACCCACCAUUAUGGUUUAAUAAAUAAAGACACUCACUUCUGGCCCCUAGAGGUAGUGGCACUACAUCUAGUGGCACUUUUGAAUCUUUCUUGCUAUGGCACUACAGCACUAUUAAACCAAGAGUUGGUGGAAAACUGAGAUAUUCCUCAUGACCACAACUAAAGGAUUCGUGGUUUGCUUCAUGGUUUUGAAAAGGUUACUACUUCCUUAACAUUUUUUAUUUUUUUAACCCAGGACUAUCUGAGUAGCAUUAUGGUUGCCUUGCUUGAAAAGCAGUACCCAACUGUUUUAUUUUAAAUUUUAUACUAACCAACAUAAUUUUUCAGAUUCUGUAGGAUUAGGAUAAUUUUUGAGUCAGCUUCCAGUUUUACUUCAUCUCCUUCACCUGUAUUUUAUUUGGUGUUUGACUGAAGAACACAGAGGAAAGGAAAUAUAAGUUGUACUAUUUGUACUAAAUCUUUGGAACUUAUUUCAGGACAGUAUAUCUGCAAAAGAAAAGUGUUCUUUAGGCCAAACAUUUUAAGUUGUUAACAUUUUAGGCUUAAAAUAACAAUGUGUCCCAGCUUUCAAAUGAACUCACUUUGAGGGAAAAAAACAAAGAACAGCUCACGUCCUUUCUUCCACUAAGUGUUCAGGUGUGGCUUCCUGCUGGACUCUGGCUGGAGCAGUGUGCUACCUUCUAUCCCACUGGUUGACUUCUUCCUUUCUUAUAUCCACCAAAGUGAACACAAAAAACUAUCUGAUCCCAAAGACUUGCCCGAUUAAUUCAGCUGAUGUGACACAAGAUAAUCUGUGAAUGGAUGAUUUGAUAAUGCUGCAAAUAAAAAGGGUCUGGGAAUUCUUCUGAUCUCA
Molecule: messenger RNA, 3708 nt
Organism: Erinaceus europaeus (western European hedgehog)
Lineage: Eukaryota; Metazoa; Chordata; Mammalia; Eulipotyphla; Erinaceidae
Gene: VMP1
Product: vacuole membrane protein 1
Exons: 12
Coding region: 166-1386 (406 amino acids)
Biological process (GO): autophagy; Golgi organization
Cellular component (GO): endomembrane system; membrane; endoplasmic reticulum
Source: RefSeq, a predicted model, not a curated record